UGCUCGCGGGCGGGCCGGGCCGAGCCGGGCCGGGCCGAGCCGAGCCGAGCCGAGCCGCCGGCAGCAGCGCCCGGCAGCAGCAUGUCGCCGCUCCGCGUCUGCAUCGUGGGCUCGGGGAACUGGGGAUCAGCCAUAGCAAAAAUCAUUGGCAACAAUGUCCAGAAGUCCAACAGAUUUGAUCCUGUCGUCAAGAUGUGGGUAUUCGAAGAGAUCAUCAAUGGAAGAAAACUCUCAGAAAUAAUCAACAGUGAACACGAAAAUGUGAAAUAUCUUCCUGGUUACAAGAUACCUAAAAAUGUGGUGGCUGUACCAAAUGUGGUUGAAGCAACAAACGGGGCAGACAUUUUUGUAUUUGUUUUACCUCAUCAAUUCAUUGGACGAAUCUGCGAGCAGAUUGCAGGCCAGAUAAAACCCGGAGCAUUCGGGAUUUCGCUGAUCAAAGGGAUUGAUGAGGGUCCUGAAGGCCUGAAGCUCAUAUCUGACAUCAUUCGAGAGAGACUGAAAAUAGAAAUCAGCGUGCUGAUGGGAGCCAACAUAGCCAAAGAAGUGGCUGAUGAGAAGUUCUGUGAAACCACCAUCGGGUGCAAAAAUGAAAAACAAGGGCAGAUCUUUAAAGAAUUAUUGCAGACUCCGAAUUUCAGGAUUACUGUGGUGGACGACUGCGAUACAGUGGAGAUCUGUGGAGCCUUAAAAAACAUAGUAGCAAUAGGAGCCGGGUUCUGCGAUGGACUGGAUUUUGGUGAUAACACCAAGGCAGCAGUUAUACGCUUAGGCCUCAUGGAAAUGGUGGCCUUUGCAAAGAUGUUCUGCAGGGGACCAGUAUCAAUAGCCACUUUUCUGGAAAGCUGUGGCGUUGCCGAUCUAAUCACUACCUGCUAUGGGGGACGCAACAGAAAAGUAGCAGAAGCCUUUGCUCGCACUGGAAAAUCCAUUGAGGAACUGGAAAAUGAGAUGUUGAACGGGCAAAAACUACAAGGUCCUCAGACUUCAGCAGAAGUCUACAAGAUCCUGAAACAGAAAAACAUGCUUGAUAAGUUUCCAUUAUUCACGAGUGUCUACCAGAUCUGCUAUGAGGGCAGAGCAAUCCAGGAUUUCAUCUCGUGUCUGCAAAAUCACCCGGAACACAUUUAGAAACAUACUCCACUUAUCUGGUUGCAUACUCAUCUUUUCAGGACUUCUACCCACUCCACAGCAAAUAAAGUAGACAAAACAGUUUGUGCGGCAAUGCUUGCUGUAAAAGCAACACAGAAUGUAUUUCAGUAUCCUCAUUUUGGGGGUAAAAAAGAAAAUCUGCCUUCAAUUUCAGCAUUAUAUCCAAGCAAGAGGAAAUGAAUGGAGAAUUUAACUGUAUUUGAUUUGGGUUAGUAAUUUGGGCAUUAGUCCAGAAUUACUUUCUUGUUGAUUAAAAACAGUUCACCAUGUUAUUUCCCAUAACGAAGUUCAAUAUCGCUCACAUGAGGCUCAGCAUUUUGCCUACUAACAUUGUUGUUAUAGAAACAGCACAAGAUGCAGAAAGUUUGAAGAACUCCUCAAAACAAAAAUCAAAAGUAGUUAAAAAAAAGUCUGACAGCAAUAAGGUGCAAUAUAAGAUGGGGGCAAACAUGAUUUUCCAUAAUUCCCCCCAAACACAAAUAGCGUGACAUUUUGUAUUUUGUGACAUCCAGUCCUCCCUUUUGUUUCCCAAUGUAAGCCUCUUUGAGGAAAAAGGGGUAUUGUUAUUGUGCUCAGACAUGCAUGAAUGUUCAAUAGAUGUAAAAUGAAACAAUUUGGGGAGGGGGGAAGAAGGGAAAGGAGGACUUUUUUUUUUUUUUUUUUUUUUUUUGAAUCAGGACACUCAGGAUCUUCAGAUUCUUCAGAGUAUAUUCCCUUCGAGUACAGAUAAUUUUUUUGGACUAACCAAAUACAGUUAUCUUGGUGUACGGAUUUCUUAACAAGUAGUACUACCUGAGAGAGAACUGAAGGAGAGAUUGACAACUAAGGCUUAUGCACAACUCAGCUUGCAUCCUGUGCAAUGCUGUUAUUUUGCGGACGUGAGAAGUGAAAAGGCCUCUGUGAUACUUGACUUUUUAUAAAUGCACAAAAACGACUGCUAUAGACGCACAGAAUUCCUGUAAAAUUACAUUUGAAACUGGGCUGCUUUUUAAUUCCCCCAGAAAACCACUGGACAGAAACCAGUUCAACUCCAUGCAUCUUUCCAUGGACUGCAAGAGACUAAUGCCCUGAUCCUGCUGUAGAUUAAGCAAAGCAUCACACACUACACUCCUGAAGUGAGAUGUCUCUGUCUACUUCUGAAUUUUAGACACAAACUGGUUCAUAGACCAGGUUUUAAUUUUGCUACUGAUGGCACUAAUUUUAGAAACAAAACUUUUUAAAUCUGAUAACUGUACUUAGGUAACUUUACAUACCUGAUGUUUUUCAGAGUUAAAAGCCAUCUAUGAAAUGAACAGUGGCGCAUUUUGUAUGCUCUAAUACACCUUUGAAAGAUUCAUAUUUAGAGAGGAGGGGAACAAAAAGCAAGAGUAAUCUACUUUUUGCUUUGCUUCUAUCCUAUUUUCCAAAAUACUAGUGGGGAAGGCAAGUGUUUUCAGUCUCCAUGUAUUUACUGACUAAAAAAAGUAAUAAUAAAAACGUAGAUUAUAGAAUCCUUCCCACUCUGCAUUUUAGAGGAAUGUUAUUAUGUCUUUCACAUUUACCUGAGUAAUAUAUAUGAAUGUAUUUUUAAAUCUCAGUCUUACAGCUAGCAAAGCUAGCUCAGGUACCAGAAACUGCGUUUGUAGCAUCACAGAGCUCUGCCAAACAGGAAUGAAGUUUUAGCCCACGUGAAGACUCCAAGCUGGAGGAGGUGAACUGCUCCCCUACCUGUGGCAGGUCACAGCUAACAGAUCAGGACUCUACAGUGCAAUGUAAAUAUUCCUUCAGCUGAAAUGGGAAUCGUGUGGUUAGGUCUUUUAUACAGGACUAGAAAACAAAAACACAAAACAAAAACACCCAUGCAGCAUCUUCCAUUUCAAGGGGAGGAAAAAAAAGACUUAAAUAUUUGAUAAUCUUAAAUAUCAAAAACAUGAGGGUGGGAUAGAGAAUUUGGGAACCUCUCUAGUUCACAGUCAGGCUGAACUUCUGAAAAGUCAUUUAUGAUCUAAUAAUAAUACAGAACAUUCUACAUUCAAAGUGUAUCAAGUAUCAGUUUAAUAAUAAAGUGAUCAAUAAAUGUGACAUGAUGUAAUUUCAUUUUUCCAAAUUCUCAUAAAAUAAAUGACUGUUGUAAUAA
Dromaius novaehollandiae (emu) is the source of this 3268-nucleotide messenger RNA. RefSeq names its product glycerol-3-phosphate dehydrogenase 1-like protein. Gene Ontology annotation, cellular component: glycerol-3-phosphate dehydrogenase (FAD) complex; cytosol. The coding region runs from base 82 to 1131 and encodes 349 amino acids. Gene Ontology annotation, biological process: glycerol-3-phosphate catabolic process; carbohydrate metabolic process. Gene Ontology annotation, molecular function: glycerol-3-phosphate dehydrogenase [NAD(P)+] activity; protein homodimerization activity; NAD binding. The transcript has 8 exons. NCBI's taxonomy places the organism in Eukaryota, Metazoa, Chordata, Aves, Casuariiformes, Dromaiidae. The record is from RefSeq and is a predicted model, not a curated record.